Molecule: messenger RNA, 2130 nt
Organism: Nerophis lumbriciformis (worm pipefish)
Lineage: Eukaryota; Metazoa; Chordata; Actinopteri; Syngnathiformes; Syngnathidae
Gene: themis2
Product: thymocyte selection associated family member 2
Biological process (GO): T cell receptor signaling pathway
Cellular component (GO): nucleus; cytoplasm
Source: RefSeq, a predicted model, not a curated record
UUCAGCUCGCACAGCCAUGGCAGACAGCGGCGCCUUGCCUCUCCAGCAGUACAUGGCGUCACUGGACGGCGCUUGUCUGCCCAGAAUCCUGCAGGUCUGCUCGGGCGUGUACUUCCAAGAGUCCAUCUAUGAGAUCUUGGGGAACGAGGUGUGCUUUUCCACCGGGGACGUCAUCAAGGUCACCGGCUUUGAACUCCUGUCCGUCUCCUGCGAAGACGUCAGCAGCAAGGAGACGUUUGAGCUGCCCAUCAACCACACAGGCUCGUUUAAGAUCGUUCCUGAGGUGCAGCCCUACAGCACCGUGGAGGAACUGGUCAAGCUGAGGCCGGUGGACUUACAGUCCUCCCUCCCCGUCACCUUCACCAGCCGCUCCAAAGUGGCCCUGGGGGAGGUCACGCUGGGGGAGGGCGCGGUCUUGACCCUGCUGUCCGUGGAAGGCGACCGGUGCAGGUGCCAGGUCCGAGGCCAGAGCGAGGCUUCGGCCGAGGCGUACGUGCCGCUGGCCACGCGCGGGGAGUUCUACGUGUGCGAGGGCGAGGAGUGCUUCACCCUCCGGGAGAUCAUGGCGUCGCCGUGUCUGCGCAGUCAAAGGUUCCGCUUCAUCAACACCACCAUGUGCCAGCGGACCCUCGUCCUCAGUCCCGUGUUCCAGAUGUGUGGCGUCAUGAACUUGAGGAAGAACGUGCUGAGGUUCUCGUCCAGCUUAGAGGUGGAAGUGGUGGACAUCACCGACGUGUGCAAGGAGGUCAACUUUGUCUCCCCUCUCAGUCUCACGGAAGUCCAUUCCCAGCCUGAAGAAUCCUUCCCGGUCGUCGUGGAGGUCCUGGAGGGGCCGGAGAAUCUCCCUUUGUUGAAUUGCGAAUGGCUGCCGCAUCUCCAGAAGGAGACUCUGUUGAUUUUCCACAGAAAGAGAACCUCAGCCAUGGUCAUGAUGUCCAGCGUGAAAAACCAAAAGUCGCAGCAGUACUUUCUGGUCUCUAAAGAGUACGGUGGACAAUUCCGGAGGCGUCCCAGAGGGUUUGAUUCUGUCUACGAGAUCCACGUGGCCAGCUCUUCACAAACAUCAGUGUUGAAGCUGUUGGUCACGAGGAACUGUGAGGAAGUUGAGGAGGAAGGACUUCCUGGGCUCAAUGUCGGGGAACAGCUGGAGGUGGUUGGUUGUCAAGAAGUCCAGCUUCCAUGCGGACAAGCUGAGAGGCGGUCGGUGGAAGCUCUCGUUUGCCGGCGCCUCCAAGAUGUGGAUGAAGCAGAUGAGGACGAUGAGGUUUUCCUGCCUUUGUACAUGCAAGGACACUUUGUGGAGGUUCUCAGCGACAACAAAAAGUACAAACUGGAAGACUUGGGCAGGUUGUUCAAGUUGCCGCUGGAUGUUAAAGCCGUGAGUCGGGAUCCGGAGCUGGUGGCCGACCCUCUUGUGAGCUUUAACUGUCUCCGCAUAGAGGGGGCCACGCUGGAGCCCACCAUCUUGGCGAGCUUGUUGCACAAGCCGGAGCUCUGCUUUGAGAUCCCCGUCCAGAGGAUAUCCAUGUCCGUCUGCAAAACCCAGCACGCCCUGCCGUGGGCCGCAGACCAGACCCCCGAGUGCCGCGUGGAGAGUGUUACCGAGGUGACGGACAGGUUCUUAUACCAGUUUCAUAAAGAGAGCAUGACGAGUGCGAGACCUCCGCCCAGACCCCCAAAAGGAAUUCUGUCUGACUCGACCACAAGGCCGCCGAAAGCGACUCAAAGCACGCCGAGCAAAAAGUUUGGUAGCUUGACCUUAAGAAGCAAAAGCUUUUCACUGCCGCCACCUGUUUUCCGACCAACUAUCGCAGACAAACAGCCACCAGCCACACCGCGCAGGUACUCGGCAGCUCAGACCCUGCCUGCAAGGGCACUGCCCAACACUUACUCAAAGCGGGGCACUCCGGUUAAAGAGUCACCAAAGCACACGGCAGAAGAUGACUACGAGGAAGUUGAGGACCUGAUCACGGUGGUCUUAAAUAAAGUCCAGAAGAAUGCGGCUGCCAACUGACGACGCAGUGCCGAAACAUUUUUGUGCAAGAAUAAUUACACACAAAACUGGAGCUCUUAGCUAAAAACUGCAAUUCUGCUGAGAAAAACAAUAAAAGACGGACAUGUUGGAUAACA